Messenger RNA from Eurytemora carolleeae, 1714 nucleotides. Its product is annotated as protein unc-13 homolog 4B. Bases 64 to 1647 code for a protein of 527 amino acids. NCBI's taxonomy places the organism in Eukaryota, Metazoa, Arthropoda, Copepoda, Calanoida, Temoridae. The record is from RefSeq and is a predicted model, not a curated record. The transcript has 22 exons.
UUUGAACUCUAUCUUUCUCUACAAACUAUCAUCAAGGAAGGUUCACGGGUCUUGGGAGAUGGAAUGGAUCAUUGCGAAAUAACAGCUUCACAUAUAUGGUUCAAUAAGGCUGUACCUAGAUGGCUUGAUAUUGCUCUCUACAAGGCUAUGCAAAGAAUAGUAAAGGCAGUUGAGCUUGAUGAUCUGAGUCCUGUAGAUGAUCUUGUUAAGCACAGCAGUUCUGCUGUUGAUAUUAGAACAGUUCUAAUGCAGAUAAAAACUUUCUGGGCUCAGCUGAAUUGGCCUGAGGUUGAGGCUUCCUAUGCUUUCAUCUCAAAAAUCCUUGAUGAUGUGUGUAAGACGACAAUAUUCUACUCCGACAAAAUGGUGGAACGAGUUAGUCGGGGACACAACAACAACGCAGAGUUUACAAUAAAUCAGGAGCUCUGUUUAGCAAUCAACAAUAUUGACUACGUUCUUCAAUAUAUACAACCGUUUGUAAAUGAUCUUGGUUAUGAUACAACACUCUCUGGACUAGAGGCAUUAAAUGGAGAUAUGGUGGCAGCAAGCUGUAGGAGAACUCUGACCACCCUUGUUCAGAAUGCAGUGGAAAAUGUUGAAAACAAGAUUCUUGAGAUUCUGGAAGAUGUUGGGGAAAAAAUGGCUCCAGUCAUCGGAGAUUUUCUAGCAAACUGCGCAAGCCGUGUUGCAUAUACAGGUCGGGACUGUAAGGAUACCUUACUCAGCUACUUAGACAAAAACCUUAUUCUUCUAAAGGAUAAAUUGACGGAGAGAAACUUUGAGAGAAUCCUGGCUGUAAUCUGGGAAUGUUCUGCACAAACUCUAGAGAAUACUAUCUACCAUUGGAUUGAGAUGAAGAAGCCCCCGAGCUAUUUUAAAACUCUCUGUGAUGUUCUCAAAGUUCUUCUCAAAUUCUUCUACGAUGACAAGGUCCCCCAAGAUGAAACCCUGGAAAAGAUGAGAAACCUGCUUCAACUAUACGCGUCUGAUACAACAGAUCUGAUUGGGAAAUACUAUUGGAACAGAAUUCAACAGCAAAGGAGUCUCCAAGCUGAUGAGUUUACUCUGGGCAGUGUAGCAGUUAGAGUACAGUUAUUCAAAGAGCAUAUCAGGAUAGAGAUUUUGAAUGCAAGGGAAUUGAAGCCACCAGAAGUUCAUAGAGGAAGUUUCCAAAGGAUUGGGCAGGGCCGGAAGCUGCGUGCUAAAUCUAACCUAAAUAUGUCCCGCAGUCAGAGACAUCUAGACUGGGUCAAAUCAAAGUUUUCAAGCUUAAAGUUUCAGGUUCACGAGGCCCAGGUUCAAAUCCAUGCAGCAAAUACGCAAGGACAAGCUGACCCUUAUAUAUCAGUCAGGCUUGUCCCGGAUUCAAGAUUCAACGAUUGUCCGAAACUUCGAACUCGAACAAUUCGAGGAACUCUUUUCCCACUUUUUGAUGAGAAGUUCGACCUGGUUAUUUCUCGUGCUUCUCAGAGAAUACAAGAUUCCUAUAUUUUGAUAACAGUAAAAGACAGAGGAAUGAUGGGACAAGGAAUGUUUCUUGGCGAAGCUUUUAUCCCAUUACAAGAAAUACAGGUUCUCAUCGUAGCUGUUCUCUUGUCCUCUUUCUUCACCUCCAGGAUGGCACCGCUAGUCUUUAUACUAUUGUGAUCGUUAUCUUGUCCAUUGUUUUCAUAUCUCUUUUUUGCCUUAUCUCUAGCGGUGUCCUUUUUCCAGA